Messenger RNA from Exophiala xenobiotica, 5188 nucleotides. RefSeq names its product 3-phosphoshikimate 1-carboxyvinyltransferase. The coding region runs from base 31 to 4857 and encodes 1608 amino acids. The record is from RefSeq and is a predicted model, not a curated record. Gene Ontology annotation, biological process: aromatic amino acid biosynthetic process; chorismate biosynthetic process. Gene Ontology annotation, cellular component: cytoplasm. Gene Ontology annotation, molecular function: 3-phosphoshikimate 1-carboxyvinyltransferase activity; shikimate 3-dehydrogenase (NADP+) activity; 3-dehydroquinate synthase activity. NCBI's taxonomy places the organism in Eukaryota, Fungi, Ascomycota, Eurotiomycetes, Chaetothyriales, Herpotrichiellaceae. The transcript is spliced from 2 exons.
UGAGAUCAAGCUGAAUUUCCAUGCGCGACGAUGACGAUAGUCAAUGGUACGGCGAAGGAGGUGCGAGUGAGCUUGCUCGGCAAAGAGAGUAUCAUCAUCAACUUCGGACUCUGGCGUAAUUACGUCGCAUCCGACCUUCUUACAAGCCUUGAGUCAUCAACUUAUGUCCUGAUUACCGACACCAAUCUUGGCUCUCUGUACACGAAAUCAUUCCAAGAAGCUUUCACAAAUGCAGUUAGAGAGAAAGGGAGCUCAUCGCGAUUACUGGUUUACGAAAUUCCUCCUGGAGAGAGUUCCAAAUCUCGACAAACCAAGGAUGACAUCGAGGACUGGCUCCUCAGCCAGAGCCCACCAUGUGGUCGCGACACUGUGAUAAUAGCCCUUGGAGGUGGUGUUGUUGGUGACUUGACGGGCUUUGUCGCUGCUACUUAUAUGCGAGGAAUCAGGUUUGUUCAAGUGCCGACAACACUUCUUGCCAUGGUCGACUCGUCAAUUGGUGGGAAGACGGCCAUCGACACCCCUCUCGGCAAGAACCUUGUAGGAGCUAUCUGGCAACCACAGCGGAUAUACAUUGACCUCGAUUUCCUCGGGACGCUGCCGCGAAGGGAGCUCAUCAAUGGCAUGGCUGAGGUCAUCAAGACCGCAGCGAUUUCCGAGGAGCAGGAAUUUAUCGCCCUUGAACAUAAUGCCGACCGAAUCAUGGCAGCAGUCAACGACGACGUCAAAAAGGGCGCGGCUAGAUUUAAGGACAUUGAGCCUAUCUUGAUAAGAAUCAUAUCCGCAUCAGCCAAGUUCAAAGCACACGUGGUCACGAUCGACGAGAGAGAAACCGGGUUGCGCAACCUACUAAAUUUCGGACAUUCCAUCGGUCAUGCUAUGGAGGCUUUUUUGACACCGCAGGUGCUUCACGGUGAAUGCGUCGCUAUUGGCAUGGUGAAGGAAGCUGAACUUGCUCGACAUCUGGGUGUCCUUAGUAGUGUUGCAGUUGGGCGUCUACAGAAAUGCAUAACUGCGUACGGUCUACCAACGAGGCUCGAUGAUGAGAAGGUGCGGAAACUGUCAGGCGGCAAGAAGUGUACCGUUGACGGAAUGCUCAAGAAAAUGGGUGUGGACAAGAAGAAUGACGGAGCAAAGAAGAAGGCUGUUCUUCUAUCCGCCAUUGGACGCACGUUUGAACAGAAGGCUAGCGUAGUGUCUGAUUCUGACCUUCGUGUGGUUCUUUCACCAAGUAUUGAGGUCCUUCCAGGCACACCAAAAGAUCUCAAUGUGGUAUGCGCACCUCCAGGUUCGAAAAGCAUAUCCAACAGAGCGCUGGUCCUUGCCGCUCUUGGUCGUGGAGUCUGCCGUAUCAAGAAUUUGCUCACGUCCGCCGACACAGAAGUCAUGCUAGAAGCGCUGACUCGGCUAGGCGCUGCCACUUUCUCUUGGGAAGAUGAUGGCGAAGUCUUGGUUGUGAAUGGAAAUGGUGGGCAACUACAGGCCAGCCAUCAAGAGCUGUACCUGGGCAACGCCGGCACAGCUGCAAGGUUCUUGACGACAGUGGUCACAUUGACUCGACAGAGCCACGUAGCGUCCACGGUGCUCACUGGAAACGCCCGCAUGAAGCAAAGACCGAUUGGAGACUUGGUUGAUGCAUUGAGGGCGAAUGGAGCAGAAGUCGACUACCUAGAGAGCCAAGGCUGCCUUCCGCUGAACAUUGCAGCAUCAGGCGGCUUCAACGGCGGUGAAAUCAAGCUAGCAGCCAAAGUUUCGUCGCAAUAUGUGUCUUCAUUGCUGAUGUGCGCACCAUACGCAAAAGAACCAGUCACGCUGAAGCUCGUGGGUGGAAAGCCGGUCUCGCAGCCGUACAUUGACAUGACCAUUGCCAUGAUGGCCUCGUUUGGUGUCCAAGUUGAGAAAUCAAAGACGGAAGAACAUACCUAUCACAUUCCUCAAGGAAUAUACCGAAACCCUUCGGAAUACGUGGUCGAAAGCGAUGCAAGCUCCGCAACCUAUCCACUAGCGAUCGCAGCAAUCACCGGGACUACAUGCACGAUUCCCAAUAUUGGAUCAGCCUCUCUUCAGGGAGAUUCUCAAUUUGCCACUGAUGUCCUGCAACCAAUGGGUUGUGAGGUCAAACAAACGGCCACAUCAACUACAGUGACUGGGCCACAUAAUGGAAAUUUAAAAUCACUCCCGAACAUCGACAUGGAACCAAUGACCGACGCCUUUCUCACGGCUUCAGUCCUGGCCGCUGUAGCUCAAGGCGGAAAAUCCCGCACGACGCGCAUCUACGGCAUUGCGAACCAAAGGGUGAAAGAAUGUAACCGGAUACAAGCAAUGGAAGACGAGCUAGCCAAGUUCGGUGUGACAUGUCGCCAAUUCGACGACGGCAUCGAAGUGGAUGGUAUCAGCCGAGCUCAGCUCAGGCAGCCAGAAGGUGGCGUUCAUUGCUACGAUGACCACCGAGUCGCCAUGAGCUUCAGCGUCCUGGCACUAGCUGCUCCUCAUCCCACUCUCAUUCUCGAAAAGGAGUGCACUGGAAAGACAUGGCCUGGCUGGUGGGACACAAUGGCCCGACAAUUCAGUGUCAAGUUACAAGGAGUGGAGUUAGAGUCUUCUGUGCAGUCGUCAAGGAAGAAGCUCGACCGAGGUUCUGCAUCCAUGUUCAUUAUCGGCAUGAGAGGUGCCGGUAAGACGACCUCUGGCCGAUGGGCAGCAAGGUCACUGGGCAAGAAACUUAUCGACCUCGACACAGAGCUCGAGAACCGCGAAGGCAAAACCAUCCCAGAAAUCAUCAAGGACCACGGGUGGGAACAUUUCCGUGGGCGCGAACUGGCGAUCCUUAAAACAGUCAUGAAGGAAAUGCCUGACAAUUACAUCUUCGCCUGCGGAGGAGGAAUCGUCGAGUCGGCAGAAGCUCGACAACUCCUCAUAAAUUGGCACCAAACGAAAGGCCACGUCCUCCUGGUCGAACGGGACAUCAACCAGGUCAUGGACUUUCUACAAAUCGACAAGACUCGCCCGGCCUACGUCGAAGACAUGAUGGGCGUCUGGCUCCGGCGCAAACCGUGGUUCGAAGCAUGCAGCAACAUCCUCUACUACAGCCAGGACAUCCCGAACGAAAAAAUGUCCGAAGCAGCGGCCGACUUCGACCGUUUCCUGCACAUGGUCACCGGCAAGACCAACGUUCUGUCGCAGCUCAAGCAGAAACGGGAAUCAUUCUUCGUCGCGCUGACAUUCCCCGACUUGCGCCCACACCUCCAGAUCCUGCCCGAAGUCUGCUUGGGUUCUGACGCCGUCGAACUACGCGUCGACUUGCUCAAAGACCCGGCCGCACCCUCUGCCGUCCCCUCUCCCGAGUACGUCAAGUCUCAGCUGUCUCUCCUCCGCGCGAGCGUGUCCCUACCCGUGGUCUUCACGAUCCGCACAAGCGCCCAGGGCGGGCAAUUUCCCGACGACGCAUUCGAGGCCUAUCACACCCUGUGCACGCUCGCGAUCCGCAUGGGCUGCGAAUUCGUCGACCUCGAAGUCGCCACACUGCCCGAGUCUAUCCUAUCGUCGAUCUUCACCCUCAAGAACAGCUCACAGUCGUGCAUCAUCGCCUCGCACCACGACCCGCAGGCGCGCUUGUCCUGGAACAAACCUGGCUCAUGGAUCCCCAUAUACAAUCGCUGCCUGCAGUAUGGCGACGUGGUCAAGCUCAUCGGCGUCGCAGACACGCUCGACGACAAUUUUUCCCUGCGCAAAUUCAAGGCCUGGUCCGCCUCGCAGCAUCCCGAUCUGCCGCUCAUCGCGAUCAACAUGGGCCGCGCGGGACAGGCGUCGCGCAUACUCAACGGGUUCAUGACUCCCGUGAGCCAUCCCGCCCUGCCGUUCAAGGCGGCGCCAGGACAGCUCUCGGCCGCAGAGAUCCGUCAGGGUUUGAGCCUCAUGGGCGAAAUCGUGCCCAAGCAGUUCUAUCUAUUUGGCAGUCCGAUCGCCGCGAGUAAGAGUCCAGCUCUGCACAAUACGCUCUUCAAAGAGACUGGACUACCGCAUCAUUACGAUGCGUGCGAGACGACGAGCGUUGAUGUGGUCAAGAGUAAGAUCCGCGCCGACGACUUCGGAGGCGCGAGCGUGACGAUCCCACUCAAACUCGACGUCAUGGCGUUGUUGGAUGAGGUUGAUGAGUCGGCGAGGUUGAUUGGCGCGGUGAAUACGAUCGUACCUGUCCCUGUUUCCGUGGCUGGAGAGAAAAAGGUGAAACUCGUCGGACGCAAUACGGAUUACUUGGGCAUGAUGGGCUGUCUGCGAGCCGCUGGCGCGAGCACGGCGCUGGGCGACGCGGAGCAGUCGGGCUUGGUUAUCGGUGGAGGAGGCACCGCGCGCGCCGCCAUCCACACGCUGCACACGAUGGGGUACAAGCCUAUUUAUCUCGUGGGGCGGGACGUGGCGAAGAUCGUGGAGUUGGCCAAGGCCUUCCCGCCAGUCUAUGAGCUCGUCGUUCUGGACACCGCGGCCGAUGGACUGGAGAAGAAGAUCACCACGCCGCCGACUGUGGCUAUUGCGACGAUCCCAGCGAACAUACCCAUCGACGCGUCGCUCGGUGGCGCAUUGAAGAAGAUCUUCUCGACGCCCGUGCCUGCGGCGUCGAUGCCCAAGGGUCAAGGGUCAAGUGCGCCCAGUAGAAUAUUGCUCGAGCUGGCGUACAAGCCUGCGCAUACGGACGUCAUGAAGAUGGCAGAGAGUAGUGCAGGUGGAGGCUGGAAGACCAUUCAAGGACUGGAGACGCUGGUCACCCAGGGAGAGUGGCAGUUCGAAUACUGGACCGGGAUCAAAGUGAGAGGCUUGGGUUCGAGGAUUACUAGGGAAGUUGUCCUCGGUGCUAAUGCAUGAGGUGGGACUGGAAUCCUUCCAGCUCUCAAGUCCGCCGUAUCGUUUUGCAGUGUCGUCGUUUUAGCAUCAAUCAUUCCUGUCGUGAAUCAAAAGUAAGUGUUGGUAGAUACUACGAAAAAAGAAAAUGGAGCAUAGGACGGUGGGGAUCGAAGUCUGAUACUAGAAAUACAGUAGUGGCUUUGAGACAAUAAGUGCACCUCAAGGCAUGAGUUCUUUGUUCCGGGGGCGCCUUUUCUUCUAGACGGGGUAUCUCAAUUACUGACACUCGGCUUCCAUAACACGACGACCCUACUUUUUGUUGGCUCGUCAAUAUGGUACAAGUCAUGGGUCC